Messenger RNA from Cygnus atratus (black swan), 2676 nucleotides. It is a transcript of the gene DYNC1I2, whose product is annotated as dynein cytoplasmic 1 intermediate chain 2. The record is from RefSeq and is a predicted model, not a curated record. The coding region runs from base 201 to 2030 and encodes 609 amino acids. Gene Ontology annotation, biological process: transport along microtubule. Gene Ontology annotation, cellular component: cytoplasmic dynein complex. Gene Ontology annotation, molecular function: dynein light chain binding; dynein heavy chain binding. The transcript has 16 exons. Lineage: Eukaryota; Metazoa; Chordata; Aves; Anseriformes; Anatidae.
GCCCGCCCGUUGCAUGCUGGGCGUCGUUGUUCUCACAGCCGCCUCCCCGGCAGAAGGGGCGCGGUGCUGAGGCCCGCGGAAGUGCCCUCUGCCUCCUCGCGUCGCUUCACGCCUGAGCCGCCCCCCCCCCCCCCCAGGGCCGCUCCCCGGGCGGCGUCAACGAGCGAGGUGCUGCUGCCGAAGCUCCGCCUGUUUCAGCCAUGUCUGACAAAAGUGAACUGAAGGCGGAGUUGGAGCGCAAGAAGCAACGAUUAGCUCAGAUCAGAGAGGAAAAGAAAAGAAAAGAGGAAGAGAGAAAGAAGAAAGAAACUGAUCAGAAGAAAGAUGUUCUUCCUGUACAAGAAGAAUCUGAUCUUGAAAAGAAGAGAAGAGAAGCUGAAGCAUUACUUCAGAGCAUGGGGCUGACACCUGAAUCUCCCGUUGUCCCUCCUCCUACCUCUCCGUCUUCCAAAUCUGUGAGUACGCCAAGUGAGGCUGGAAGCCAGGACUCUGGUGAUGGCGCUGUUGGAUCUAGACGUGGACCUGUUAAACUUGGAAUGGCCAAAAUUACACAAGUUGACUUUCCUCCUCGAGAAAUUGUUACAUAUACAAAGGAGACACAAACACCGGUUAUGACUCAGCCAAAGGAAGAUGAGGAAGAUGAAGAUGAUGUGGUUGCACCAAAGCAAUUAGUUGAACCUGAGGAAGAAAAAACAUUAAAAAAGGAGGAGGAGGAGGAAGCUGCCCCUCAUGAGCUUACGGAGGAAGAAAAACAACAAAUUUUGCAUUCUGAAGAAUUUUUAAGUUUCUUUGACCACUCUACGAGGAUUGUUGAAAGAGCCCUUUCUGAGCAAAUCAAUAUUUUCUUUGACUACAGUGGAAGAGACUUAGAAGACAAAGAAGGAGAGAUUCAAGCAGGAGCAAAGCUAUCCUUAAACAGGCAGUUUUUUGAUGAACGUUGGUCAAAGCAUCGUGUUGUCAGUUGUUUGGACUGGUCGUCUCAGUACCCAGAAUUACUUGUAGCCUCUUACAACAACAAUGAGGAUGCACCUCAUGAGCCUGAUGGAGUGGCCCUUGUGUGGAAUAUGAAGUACAAGAAAACUACCCCAGAGUAUGUCUUUCACUGCCAGUCAGCAGUGAUGUCAGCUACAUUUGCAAAAUUUCAUCCCAAUUUGGUGGUUGGUGGCACAUACUCAGGCCAAAUAGUGCUAUGGGAUAAUCGCAGCAAUAAGAGAACCCCAGUGCAGAGAACUCCGCUUUCAGCUGCUGCUCACACGCACCCAGUGUACUGUGUAAAUGUUGUUGGGACCCAGAAUGCUCAUAACCUGAUCAGUAUCUCAACCGAUGGGAAGAUAUGCUCUUGGAGUUUAGACAUGCUUUCCCAGCCACAGGAUAGCAUGGAGCUGGUUCACAAACAGUCCAAGGCUGUGGCUGUUACUUGCAUGUCCUUCCCCAUUGGAGAUGUCAACAACUUUGUUGUUGGAAGUGAAGAAGGCUCAGUCUACACUGCAUGCCGCCAUGGCAGCAAAGCUGGAAUCAGUGAGAUGUUUGAAGGACACCAGGGACCAAUCACAGGUAUUCAUUGCCAUGCAGCAGUUGGACCUGUAGACUUCUCGCAUCUCUUUGUCACUUCUUCUUUUGACUGGACAGUAAAGCUUUGGACAACUAAGAAUAACAAACCUCUCUACUCAUUUGAAGACAACUCAGACUAUGUUUAUGAUGUUAUGUGGUCUCCAACUCACCCUGCCUUGUUUGCCUGUGUGGAUGGGAUGGGCAGGCUUGACCUGUGGAAUCUCAACAAUGACACUGAGGUGCCAACUGCGAGCAUUACUGUGGAGGGCAAUCCUGCUCUGAACCGUGUGAGAUGGACACACUCUGGGAGAGAGAUUGCUGUAGGUGAUUCAGAGGGACAAAUAGUUAUAUACGAUGUGGGAGAGCAAAUUGCCAUUCCUCGCAGCGAUGAGUGGACUCGAUUUGGUCGAACGCUGGCAGAAAUAAAUGCCAACAGAGCUGAUGCGGAAGAGGAAGCUGCAACCCGCAUACCAGCAUAGACCGUUAAAGAUGGGCAGCAGUGGUAGACUUGUGAAUGAUUUGAUGCAAAUCUUAAAAGUGUAAGCAUGUGUCAGUUCAAGUAAUAGUUUAAGGCAGGAAUAGGUGGAUUCAGCUAUGGACUUUGAAAAUGUGUUAAUAUCACUGAAAUUCAGGUCUUACGUUGUCACUUUUUAUAUACAAAUUACAAGCACAUUCUUGGAUUUGUGUAACUUUUAAUACAGUUAACUUUUGACUUUGCAAGGAACUUCUUUUGCUGAAACACUAACUUGGUGUAAAUUUGCUGUUAGGCUAAUGAAAUUUCCACUUUGUAACGGUAUAUUUCUGAAAAGUAGAAAUUCUGUUUCUAAACUAAACUUUAUAUAUGACACAGACUAACCUUCAUGAGGUAUUAAAUUUCUGAAGGGUUCUUUAAUUCAAACUGCCUAUGAAUAUGCAUGCAUAUAUUCCAAGUAAGUUUUAUUGCUUAUAGAUAACCCUCAGACUCUGGUAGCUAGUAAUAGAAGUGAAUAAAAAUUCGUCUGUAGUUACAAACCUAUUUGAUAAUUGGACCUGAAUUAAUGAAAUACAUAUUUAAUACUAAGUUCUUUUGUUCAAACUGGUGCAUUAAAGGGUUAGACUGAUUAAUAAAUAAAUAUUAUAUGAGCA